Molecule: messenger RNA, 1530 nt
Organism: Pseudocercospora fijiensis CIRAD86
Lineage: Eukaryota; Fungi; Ascomycota; Dothideomycetes; Mycosphaerellales; Mycosphaerellaceae
Exons: 9
Coding region: 1-1530 (509 amino acids)
Molecular function (GO): oxidoreductase activity, acting on paired donors, with incorporation or reduction of molecular oxygen; monooxygenase activity; iron ion binding
Source: RefSeq, a predicted model, not a curated record
AUGCAUAUAUGCUACUUAAUUAGCUUACAAGUAGUAUAUAAGUUAACUACCUCGACCGACAUACCUAAGAUCUCUAGCAUUUUUGAGAUCCCGGGAGCUUUUCCAAUUACAGGUCAUCUUCUAGAAUUGGGCGACGAUCAUGCCACUGUGUGUGAAGUAAUUGUCAUCAACAGCUUCGAGGAUUGCAAACGAAUGUUGAUCGGAAAUCAAUCUGCUGUCAUCGAUCGUCCGAAACUCUAUACUUUCCAUAGACUCAUUUCUUCCACUCAAGGCUUUACUAUCGGGAGCAGUCCUUGGGAUGAGAGUUGUAAGAAUAAAAGAAAGGCUGCUGGGCAGACUCUUGGGCGGCCGGCUAUGAAGGGCUAUCAGGCAAUGUUCGACCUUGAGACGUAUACUCUCAUCCGUGACCUUGUAAAGGAUAGUAGCGGAGACUGUGGCGAAACUUAUCUCAAUCCUCGACCCUAUCUGCAACGGUAUGCACUCAAUACGACUUUGACGUUAUGCUAUGGCAUCCGUAUGGAUAGCGUUUGGGAUGACAUGUUGCGAGAAAUUCUCGAAGUUGGAUCGGCCAUCUCGCUUUUGAGAAUUUUGAGGUACCUGCCCAAUAACGAGAAAAAUCAAAGAAGCAAAUCUCUUCGUGAUCGGAGAGAUAAGUACUUCAAUGAGCUAUUGGACCGAGUCCGAGAAAUGAUCCAGCAUGGGACCGACAAGCCAUGUGUCUCAGCAGCGAUUCUUAAGGACGAAGAGACGAAGCUGACGGGCGUGGAAGUCUCAUCCAUCUGUCUAUCUUUGGUAUCUGAAGGCUUUGAAACGAUUCCUGGAACGCUGACGAGUUGUCUUGGGUCAUUGGCCACGCCAGAAGGUCAAGUGUUCCAAGAACGUGCCUAUGAAGACCUCAAACGCCACUAUCCGAAUGUUGAGGACGCGUGGAAGCAGUGUCUCGAGAGUGAGGAUAUUCCCUACAUCAAUGCGAUUGUGAAGGAGGCCGGGAGAUUCUACACGGUCUCGUCGACGAGUCUUCCUCGCAAGGCUGCCGUCGAUAUUCCUUGGGAUGGCGCUUUGAUUCCUAAAGGGACGAUGAUCCUCAUCAACGCCCAAGCCGGAAACCAUGAAGUAGGCCACUGGGGUGCAGAUGCUGCAACAUUCAAUCCCGAAAGAUGGCUUGAGGAACUUGAUCCUCCGAAAGAGAAAGCUUCAAGCGGACUACAACAUCUUUCUUUCGGCGCAGGAAGUCGAGCAUGCUCGGGUCAGCAUAUCGCGAGCAGGCUGCUAUACUCGGCAUUAGUACGACUCCUUUCCAGCUUCAGAAUUGUGGCUUCUCCUGACGAGCCACCAAAUACCGAUUAUGUGGAUUAUAAUGCGAUCAAAUCCGCGCUUGUGGCGAUUCCUCGUGAUUUCAAGGUAAGACUCAUUUCAAGGGACGAAGAAGCGCUAGAGUCCUGCCUUCGGAGCGGCGAAAACAGAACGAGGGACGCUUAUGCGGAGAGAUCGCAUGGGUCGGGUGGGCACGGGCGAAAAUUGUAUCAAUGA